This is a messenger RNA of Ictalurus furcatus (blue catfish), 1574 nucleotides long. RefSeq names its product coiled-coil domain containing 92Bb (gene ccdc92bb). The record is from RefSeq and is a predicted model, not a curated record. Bases 491 to 1438 code for a protein of 315 amino acids. NCBI's taxonomy places the organism in Eukaryota, Metazoa, Chordata, Actinopteri, Siluriformes, Ictaluridae. The transcript is spliced from 6 exons.
CACACUACACCUGCCUCUGGCUCUGCAGGGAGAGAAGGGAAGAAGAAAAAGAAAAGAAAGACGAUUAAAGAGAAAAAUAAACCCACCUGUGAGCAAAAGAAAAGAGGACAUCCAAGCACACCUUCCCAUUCUGAUGACUCGGAUACCGUGAUGUCAUUGAGGAAGAUUUUCAGUCACCGUAAUGACCACUAGGGAGCAGUCUGUCCCUAUCCAUGGUGCUGAAAAGGACAGGGACAUCGUUUCUAAAAAAUAAAUAAAUAAAUACAUACAGACAUACAUUUUAAGUAACCUAAUAACAAUCUGGGUCUGUAUUUCAGCAUAGGAUCUACUCUCUAGUCCUAAUCCUUCAUCCUUGCGCAGAUCAACAGCUGUUCGGCUUGGAAAGUGAAAACCAACGCGACCCAGCUCAGCAGCUUCUUGUACACGGUGAGAUCAGAUCAGGUCAGAUCAGAUCGCCCUGGUUUGUGACUCCAGCUCAUUUGUUAAAUGAAUGUCGGAUGUUGGACAGCAUGGCAGAGAGCAAAGUGAUCUUCCAUGCCCAGGAGGUGAUGGAGGAGGGAGCCGUCCUGCGCCUUUCAUCCGCCUGAUCGACACAUGUUGUGCGUCCAUGGAUACCUGCACCGUCGCCCAACAGGUAGAGAGCGUCGAGCGGAACAUCGCAUUCUUGCAAAAAGAGCAUCAGGUCCUGCUGACCGGCCUGCGCCUGGAGAUCCGUCACCUGAAGAAGAGAUGUAAUGAUCUGAGCUGUGAACUGAGCAAAAGCUCUCCCGAGAGAAGCAGAGAAGAUAUAGCAGCUGAGGAGGAGUUUCUGCAGGCUCGCUUAUUGCAGACGGAACAUAACCUGGCUGAACAGGAGUGCUCGCAGCGGGAGCUAAAAGCCAAGCUCCGGCACAAGGGGGCGCAAGCGAGCGCUCUGCAGGUGCGGCUGCGCGAUGAGGAGCGACGCUUUUUGGAGGAGCUGAAGCGGCGCAGUCAUAAGAUCACGGCGCUUAGCCGCGAUCUCCACAAGCAGACCGACAUCGCUGCCCAGCUCACUUUCCAACUACACUCGGCACGCUUCCGCCUUUACCAUCAGGCAGAGGAAGAAGAUGACGAGGAGGAAGGUGAAAGAGACAAGAAGGGUCCAGGCUGUUUGUCAAGCUCUCCACAGGUCUCAACAUCCAGAGCUGAAGCCAGACAUCGUAGCCACUGUUCAGCACGAUUGCGAAGGUCAGAACGAGUGAGGGAAUGUGUGCCACAGGAACGCAUACUGGGGCCGGAGAAGCCCCGCCCAAUGCCUGACCCCACCCUCUUCCUGUAUCCCUUCACACAAAGGCUUCUCCCUCUGCACAUAUCACUGGGAGGGCACUGUGGAGAGGGGGAUUCACAAAGGCGGAUGGGUAGAUUACGGACCCGAGCAAUGAGAGAGGACACCGGACCAGAGACUACAGAUUUAUAGUGCGACAGUGGGAUAGAGACUGAUUAGUUGCACUUUAGUUCACUUGUAUAGUCUAUAGCAUUUCUUACUGCAUCUUUACUACUCAUCUGAGCAGUGACGGCUCGUCCAGGUUUGGGCAGGUAUGGCUGAGCUUCAC